AGAGCCACAAAUCCCAUCUCGAAGUUCCAGUAAAUGACUCCCCUCCACGAACACGCCCAGACAUGUUAGAUGUCCGGCUCCACCUCACAGUGACGACCUCAUACUGGACCCACAAGGUUCAAAACACAGAUGGAGACUCAGGACUCCUCUGGGAGCGAGGACUGUCCUUUCUGCGAAAUAGUGAACGCCACUGUUGACACGGAAGUCCUGCUCAGCGAUGAGAAGCUGCUCUGUUUCCGUGACACUACACCUGGAGCCACACAUCAUUACCUCGUUAUUCCCAGGACACAUAUCGACUACUGCAAAGCUCUCAAAGCGGACGACAUUCCUCUAGUGGAGAGGAUGGUUCAAAUGGGACGGCAAGUACUGGAGAAGAAUAAAGUCAGCUGCCUUGAUGAUGUGAGGAUGGGGUUUCAUAUACCUCCCUUCUCGUCCGUCCCCCACCUUCACCUCCACGUUUUGGCUCCUGCCAGUAAGAUGGAACCAAAGUCACAGCUUCGCUACGGACCACUGUCACACUGGUUCAUCACGGUAGAUAAAGUGCUGACUCAGCUGAAAACUCGCGGCAGGGUCAAAUGAUGAGUUUCCCCUCCAAAAAGUGGGAAAGAAUGUUGUUUUUAUUUAACCUGGAUUCACCAAAUGUCAUGUUGUGUAGCUGAGUCAUGAAUGAGAAGAGAAUGACAUUUUUUUUGCACAAGCUUUUGAAUUUAAGAAAGCUUUAAGGAAGCUUUAAAACGAAUGAAACGCACAGUAUAUAUUGAUACUGUUUGAUCAUAUUUAAGAAAGAAUACACUUUAUAGAAUAUUUUCUGUCAGGAUAAUUGCACUGUUGAUUGUUCAGAAGGUGUAGAUGAAGUAGAUCAAAUUAAACUGCUGCUGUUAUCACUCUUGAGAUAUCUGAUGCACUGGGGUACAAACUGUCAUUAAAUAUUUAUACAAACAUGUGUAUGAUACAAUAAAAGAUCUUAAUAAGCUCAAAAUACA
This is a messenger RNA of Notolabrus celidotus (New Zealand spotty), 983 nucleotides long. Its product is annotated as histidine triad nucleotide-binding protein 3-like. Lineage: Eukaryota; Metazoa; Chordata; Actinopteri; Labriformes; Labridae. Gene Ontology annotation, molecular function: catalytic activity. The record is from RefSeq and is a predicted model, not a curated record. The coding region runs from base 130 to 579 and encodes 149 amino acids. The transcript has 5 exons.